UCACCAGUAGCAGAUGUGGCAAAUAUGUGGACACUGGAAUCAUGGCAUCUGAUCUACAAAGAAUGUACAGCAUAGACUACGGUCGAAGAAAAAGAAAUGCUUUUAGGAUUCAGGUAGAAAAAGUAUUUAGCAUAAUUAAUAGUGAGAAGGAACUUAAGAAUCUAACAGAAUUAGAAGAUGAACAUCUGGCAAAAAGAGCAAGACAAGGUGAAGAGGAUAAUGAGUAUACUGAAAGCUAUUCGGAUGACGAUUCAAAUAUGGACGAUUACCCAGAUCCACAGUUGGCAAAUCACAUGAACUCUUCCCUGCUCUCCUUAUAUCGGAAAGGAGACCCUGAUUCUGUUGCCAGCACUCCCGAGAGGGAGCAAAGAGAGCCCAGCGGGUCAGCACCACCGACAGCUCCCACAGCCGGCUCUGUUCCACCGAAGGCCCCUGCCAGGGGCUCUGAAGGAGGCUGGUUCAUUGACAAAACUCCGGGUGGAAAGAGAGACGGUUUUUUCUCGGACCUAUCAGAGGAGACAAGUAGUAAGAAGCCAUUAUCUGAGAUAGAGGAUUCCAAGGAGCCGUCUCUUCUGGAGAGUAACAAGAAAAGGAAAGGCAGGUUAAAGAGCUUUGAAGAUGUCGGAGGCAAUGAUGUGACACUAAAGGAAGUCUGCAAGAUGCUCAUCCACAUGCGUCACCCGGAGGUGUACCAGCACCUGGGUGUCACACCCCCCCGUGGAGUUCUCCUGCACGGACCGCCGGGCUGCGGGAAGACAUUACUCGCACAUGCAAUUGCUGGGGAACUUGACCUUCCACUUCUCAAAGUCGCUGCUACAGAGAUUGUGUCUGGAGUAUCUGGAGAAUCUGAACAGAAGCUGAGAGAACUGUUUGAACAAGCUGUGUCAAAUGCUCCCUGUAUUCUUUUUAUUGAUGAAAUUGAUGCCAUUACCCCCAAAAGAGAAGUUGCUUCAAAAGAUAUGGAACGAAGAAUUGUAGCCCAGCUCCUAACCUGCAUGGAUGAUCUGAAUAAUGUGGCUGCUACAGCUCAGGUCCUAGUCAUUGGAGCUACUAACCGGCCAGACUCGUUAGACCCUGCUUUGAGACGCGCAGGAAGGUUCGACCAGGAAAUUUGCCUUGGUAUCCCCGAUGAAGCAUCCAGGGAAAGGAUACUUCAAACGCUGUGCAGAAAGCUGAGACUUCCGGAAACGUUCCACUUCCGCCACUUAGCGCACCUCACGCCCGGCUUCGUUGGUGCGGACCUGAUGGCGCUGUGCCGGGAGGCAGCCAUGUGUGCCGUCGGCCGGGUCUUAAUGCGGCUGCAGGACGCACAGAAGGAAGAGCCUGAGACGGAAGGUUUUCCACGCGAAGGAGGCCGGGGAGAAAGGAUGGGAACUGAGCCCACUUACACCACGCGGGUGCUUUCUAGUCAGGAUGAAUUGCAGAGUCUGCUGAGGUUGCUAAGAAACCAGGAUCCCCUCUCGGAGGAGCAGCUGCAAGGACUGUGCAUCGAGUUGAAUGACUUCGUUGUCGCUCUGUCCUCAGUCCAGCCCUCCGCCAAAAGGGAAGGCUUUGUCACGGUCCCCAACGUGACAUGGGCAGAUGUUGGUGCCCUGGAAGACAUUCGAGAGGAGCUCACCAUGGCGAUAUUGGCACCAGUACGUAACCCAGAUCAGUUCCAAGCUCUCGGGUUGGUGACUCCGGCCGGAGUCCUCCUCGCCGGUCCUCCUGGCUGUGGGAAAACGCUGCUGGCGAAGGCUGUUGCAAACGAGUCUGGACUAAAUUUUAUAUCUGUCAAGGGCCCAGAAUUACUCAAUAUGUACGUCGGUGAAAGCGAGCGUGCUGUGCGGCAGGUUUUUCAACGAGCCAAGAACUCAGCGCCCUGUGUGAUCUUCUUUGAUGAAGUGGAUGCCUUAUGCCCUCGAAGAUCAGACCGAGAGACAGGGGCAAGCGUCCGAGUGGUGAAUCAGCUCCUCACAGAGAUGGAUGGUCUGGAAACGCGUCAGCAGGUUUUCAUCAUGGCAGCCACUAACAGGCCAGAAAUAAUAGACAGAAAUAAAGUAAAACAGGGCAGACUUGAUAGCAUGUUAUCGGUCAUUGAACCCUCAAUGACAAAUCGUUUUUUCUCUCUCACUCAGAAUGGCACCAAACCCCCACUGGACACAGAUGUCGAUCUGGAAGCGAUUGCUGGUGACCAGCGCUGCGAUUGCUAUUCGGGCGCGGAUCUCUCUGCUUUGGUGCGGGAAGCUUCUGUCUGUGCCCUGAGACAGGAAAUGGCAAGACAGAACAGUGGACAUGAAAAAGGUGAACUCAAGAUUAAUCAGAAGCACUUUGAAGAAGCUUUCAAGAAAGUGAAGUCAUCUAUAUCAAAAAAGGACCGGCUGAUGUAUGAGGCUCUGAAGCAGUCCCUUGGCCAGUGACUUCCCAGCAGCAGUUGUGGAGGGGUCCCUGCGCCGGCCUGGCAAGAAGCCCAGCGCUCCGAGCGGGCGCCUGCAGCUUGACAGAGGUGGCCUCACGUAAGCUUUGAUUCUCAAAUUCAUGGGGCCAAGUUGGAGUUGAAGAUUUCUUCCCAUCUGGCCAGCCUUGUUUGGAAACAGCCUACCUCCUCUUUCAAAAAAAUUGAACUGCGAAAAUAAAAUAACUGAUCCCUUUUUUAAUAAAAAUUUUAUAUUGAAAUUA
Molecule: messenger RNA, 2658 nt
Organism: Myotis davidii
Lineage: Eukaryota; Metazoa; Chordata; Mammalia; Chiroptera; Vespertilionidae
Gene: NVL
Product: nuclear VCP-like
Biological process (GO): ribosome biogenesis
Cellular component (GO): nucleus
Molecular function (GO): ATP hydrolysis activity; ATP binding; RNA binding
Source: RefSeq, a predicted model, not a curated record